Molecule: messenger RNA, 371 nt
Organism: Stomoxys calcitrans (stable fly)
Lineage: Eukaryota; Metazoa; Arthropoda; Insecta; Diptera; Muscidae
Product: acyl-CoA-binding protein homolog
Exons: 2
Coding region: 117-371 (84 amino acids)
Biological process (GO): fatty acid metabolic process
Molecular function (GO): long-chain fatty acyl-CoA binding
Source: RefSeq, a predicted model, not a curated record
UGGGGCAAUCUUAAAAACUUAAGUAUAAAUAGCCAGAGGCCACUUGAGAAUUUUAUCAUUUCGCUUUAAUUUUGUUUUUAAGCAAAGCAGGAUCCCUAAAUCUCAUCAUCCUCAUCAUGGUUAGUUUCGAAGAAGCUUGUGAAUUGGCCAAAAACUUCUCCAAGAAGCCUUCGGACUCUGAAUUCUUGGAAUUCUAUGGUCUCUUCAAGCAGGCCUCCUUUGGUGAUGUCAGCACUGAAAGACCUGGAGCCUUGGAUUUGAAAAAGAAAGCCAUGUGGGAUGCCUGGAAUUCUCACAAAGGUAUGUCUCAAGAUGCCGCCAAGGAGGCCUACAUUAAGGUCUACGAGAAGUAUGCCCCCAAGUAUGCUUAA